CAUUGGCGCCUAUUGGCGCCCAUGGGCCGUGGGGGCGGGCUCCGCGGGGCCGGGCGCUUCCUGCUCUACUCCCUUCCGUGUACUGGGAGCCGCCCGGUCCAGCGAGAGAUGGAAGGAGGUGAGGGGGGCCCUGGAUCAGGCCCCGCCGAGCGGUCCCAGCGCAGCAGCGUGUCCUCCGUGGGAACCCGAGUGGCCGACAUUCUGGUGUACCUCAUGGACGACACCGUGGUGCCCCUGGCCGUGGAGAACGUGGCCUCCAUCACAGCCCAGGACCUUCACCGCUCCAUCCGCGAGGCCCUGCAGCUGCCCGACGUGGCCAUGGAGGCCUUUGCCCUCUGGCUCAUCUCGCCUUUGCUUGAGGUGCAGCUGAAACCCAAACACCAGCCCUACAAGGUGUGCCGGCAGUGGUCAGACCUGCUGUUCCGCUUCACGGACGCCCCCGAGGACGACAUUGCCGUGGAUGAGCCUUCCCUGCAGUUCCGAAGGAACGUCUUCUUCCCAAAGCGGAGGGAGCUGCAGGUCAGCAGCGAGGACGUCUUGAGGCUGCUCUACGAAGAGGCCAAGUUCAACGUGCUGGAGGUGCGCUACCCCUGUGACGCCGAGGACUGCGAGAAGCUCGGGGCGCUGGUGUGCCGCCUGAAGCUGGGCCCGUACCGCCAGGGCCAGCAGACGGCCUGUGCCGUGAAAGAGAAGCUCGACUCCUUCCUGCCCGCCCAUCUCUGCAAGAGGCCUCACGGCCUCUUCACGGCCUUCCGGAGUCGGGGUCCCCGGCUGGUCCCGGGGGAGCAGGGCCUGUUGAGCGCCUACCAGGAGGUGAAGGAGGAGGCGUCGGGCCCGGAGGCCGAGCUGCUGGCCAGGCAUUACCGGGCCUACCUGCACAAGUGCCACGAGCUGCCCUACUACGGGUGUGCCUUCUUCUGCGGCGAGGUGGACAAGCCGGCCCAGGGCUUUCUGCACCGCGGUGGGCGCAAGACCGUGACCGUCGCCAUCAACCUGGAGGGCGUCCACGUCAUCGACACGAAGGAGAAGCACGUCCUCCUGGGCCUGCGCUUCCAGGAGCUGUCCUGGGACUACACGUGCUCAGGCGAGGACGAGCACGUCCUGUGGCUGGAGUUCGAUGGGGAGAGUGAGGGCACGCCUGUCAACAAGCUGCUGAAGGUCUACUCCAAGCAGGCGGAGCUCAUGAGCGGCCUCAUCGAGUACUGCAUCGAGCUGGGCCUCGCCAAGGAGCCCCCGCCGCCCCCCGAGACCAAGGUGAGCCCCUCGGCCGCCCCCGGCCCGCCGCCUCCCGCCGCCUCCCAGCGCCACAAGCUUCGAAGGCAGAGCAGCGUGGUGUGCAGCCGGAUUCAGCACCUGGCCACCAUCGACUACGUGGACGACGGCAAGGAGAUCAAGAGAGUGAAGCCCAAGCGGACAACUUCCUUCUUCAGUCGCCAGCUGUCCCUGGGCCCAGCCACGUACACCGCGGUCCAGCCCGCAGACGGUCUGGAGCAGAGCUGAAGGCCGGAGGGCUCUGCGGGAAGCGGCACCUGCCUGAGCCGGAGCCAGCACCGUACCGGGGCCUCGACCCCGUCUGUCCCACCCUCGGCCGGGAAAUGGCAGAGACCCCGCACAGACUCUGCUCUGCUGUUGUUCCUCUAAUUUAUGUGUGUGCUUCCCUUUGGUGUGUAGCUGGGACCGGUGCCUGGAGGUUUGGCAUUCGAUGCCUUGGAUCGGGCUCGGGCAGACUCGGGGUCCCCGGCCCCUUCCCCAUGUCAUCUGCUCUCCUGGGCCCUGGCUCUGAGCACUGGAUGUGGGGAGCCUUUGGGCUCUCCCCCUGGACGAGGGCUGUGUUUCCCUCCCCACUCGUGCCUGCUGCUGUCCCAGUGGGCAGCCCCCAGGGCUCAGAAGAGCCGGAUGUGCUCGAGACCCGCCCUGGACCCGGCGGGCUUCUACAUUCCUUCUGCUGACCACGUUGUCACUCUCCUCUCCUGGGCUUGGCCCAAAGGGGGGGGCACCGAGCCUCAGACGCUCCCCCAGCUCAUCCCGAAUGCCAACGCCUGGCCUCGCCUGUGUUUCUGCUGACAGGAGGCAGCACGAGUGGGCUGAGCCUGGCGCGGGGCAGGGGCAGGCGGGAGUCGAGUUCCUGUUGACCAAGAAACAAUCCUCUCUUCAUCCCCUCCCAGAUGCCUUGUUCUCCCACAGCGGAGCUUGCCUUGGGCGCCCGGGCCGCCCACUCACUCUUGGCCCAUGUGCCGCAAAGGCUUCUGGGAACUCGGGGGCCAGCCUUUCCCCAGAGCCUGUCAGCGAGGGGGCUGAGCCAGCAGCUCCUGGCUGAAAGGAUGCCCUGCUUUGGCACAGUGCCAUCCCUUGGGUUGGAGGGAAAGCUCCGGAGAGAAGGCCUGGGGAGCCGGUCUGGCUCGUGAGCCAGGCUGUCCCCAUGUCCUCGCCUGGAUGGCCCCUGAGGGUGGGACCACCAAACCCCCCAAAUGAAUGUUCUCAAGCCCAGUUUGAAUGGAAAUGUCCAUUUUAAAAAUGGAGGCAGCUGGAGGCUCAGUGAACUGAGAGCCAGGCUCAGAAAUGGGAGGUCCUCAGACACCUCGCAGCUGGGGGACCCUGGGCCAGUCGCUGGGCCCUCCACCACCCAUUGCCCGGCCUGGGCACUCUUCUGCCCUGGAAGCCGUCCAGUCUAGACCCUAAGAAGGGAAGGGUUUGGUCUCCCAGACGCCGAGGGAGCCAGGGCGGCUGGGCAGCUGCCUUUCCUGCGUCCAUCCUCCUCGCCCCGUUCCCAGCAGCAGCUGGUGUUUCUUUUACUAAUGCCCGUCACGCCUUUACAACGUUGGUACUCAUUUUUGUAUUCCAUAAAUAACCGCCGACUAACAAUAAAGUGGUUUUAGCAUC
This is a messenger RNA of Monodelphis domestica (gray short-tailed opossum), 2880 nucleotides long. It is a transcript of the gene FRMD8, whose product is annotated as FERM domain containing 8. The record is from RefSeq and is a predicted model, not a curated record. NCBI's taxonomy places the organism in Eukaryota, Metazoa, Chordata, Mammalia, Didelphimorphia, Didelphidae. Gene Ontology annotation, cellular component: cytoskeleton; plasma membrane. Gene Ontology annotation, biological process: negative regulation of canonical Wnt signaling pathway.